CUAUCCAGACACAUUCCAGCGUGGUAAGUCUGCAGGUAUGAGACUGUUGAAUAGACAGGAUAGGAGAAAGGGGAUGAGAAAGCAGGACCGAGACGGGCUGAGGGAGAAACAGAAAAAAAUUAUAAAAAAGAAGGAAGACGAAAGCACUUCAGUAAGGAGAACAUGGUGGUCCAACACUACUGGCUGAUGCUGCUGGUGUUCAGCUGCCAUCAACGGAUUACAGGUACUGGAGUUAGCAUCAGUCCUUUUAUAAAGCAUUACGAAGUCUUGUCAUAUGACAGAGGGGAUCUCCACAGGAAACACUUAAGAGCCAGGAGGGCCACGCAUCCUCAGAACUAUACACUGGAUUUGGACUUUACUGCUUUUCAUCGAACCUUUCGCCUGCUUCUGAGGCAGGAUUCUGGUGGCUUUUCCGAAGAAUUCACAGUGUUCGGUGAAAAUGGCCCGGCAUCGGUCGACCUGUCCCACUUAUACUCAGGAACAGUUGAAGGCGAGUCCGGGUCGUCUUGCCACGGCUCUGUAUUACAGGGACAGUUUGAGGGAACCAUCCAUUCGCACAACGGCACUUACCACAUAGAGCCUCUUGACAGAUACGUCAGCAGCGCCACAGAACACCACUCCAUAAUCUACCACGAAGAGGAUGUGGUCCUUCCACACAUGAUGUCCCGCACUGAUGGAUUCUGCGGUGCCGAUCAUCUUAGCGCCAUCAACAAAAACUUCAUCCAGGAGGCGCCAGUGAGCCGGUCGAGGAGAACGGUGGACGAGUCGAAGACCAGCUGUCUGCUCCACUUCCACGUCGACCUGCUCUACUACAAGAAGUUCAAAUCUGUUAAAGCUGUUGUGGCUCAGGUAGCCUCUUAUAUGCGGGCUGUGAACGACAUCUACGACAAGGUGGAGUUUGAAGGAAUAAAGCUGAUCAACUUCAAAGUCCAAUCCCUCAAUGUGGUGACGACAGCGAACGAGAAGGGUCCUCUCGAUCCUCUAUUUAUUGGGCCGGAGAAGCUGUUGAGUCUUUUCUCUGAGAACAACUGGGGAAACUUCUGCUUGUCCUAUCUGCUCACCAACCGGGACUACAGCGGGGUGCUGGGGCUCGCCUGGGAAGGCAAAACUGGUAACUGGGGAGGGAUUUGUUCCAAAUACACGACCCUCCGUAACGGCCGAAUGUCCACGCUGAACACUGGACUGAUCACGAUUCAGAACUACGGACAGUUCCUGCCUUCCCGACAGGUCCAGCUGACCUUGGCCCAUGAACUGGGUCACAGCCUGGGUUCUCCGCAUGAUGAGGGCUCUAACUGUGGCAACCUUGGCUCUUCUGGCGGCAAAGGCCGGUACCUGAUGUUUCCACAAGCUACGGAUGAGGUGCGCGAAAACAAUGACAAGUUCUCGCCCUGCAGUAUCAAACAUAUCAGCAAGCUGCUGAAUCUGAAGAAAGACAACUGCUUCGUGGUCAGCAAUCAGCCCAUCUGUGGAAACAACAUUGUAGAGGAAGGUGAGGAGUGCGAUGUCAGUCACAACGACACGGACCUCUGCUGCUACAGCGCCAGAGAGGCUGCAGGAGUCCAGUGUCGACUUAAGCCUGGUAAAACCUGCAGUCCGAGUCAGGGCUUGUGCUGUGGCCAGAACUGUGAGCUUAAACCUUUGGGCCAGAUGUGCGACGAGGACACAGACUGUCUGAAAGAGAGCCAAUGCUCAGGCCUCUCGCCGGUCUGCCCCACACCGGACCCCAAGGAAAACCUGACCGUCUGCAGCGAGGGCACGCGCGUCUGUCUGAACGGGGUCUGCGCUGAGUCCGUGUGCGUGAAGCACGGCCUGCAGCAGUGUGACUGUCCAGGGACCAACAUGAAGGAGAAAUGCCACAUGUGCUGCCAGCAGCCUGGUAAGCCAGACACGUGUGCCAGCACCUCCUCCUCCGUACUGUCUCGUCACUUCCAGAAAAAGUUGUUGCCCCUGGUUGGAGGCGCUCCGUGCUCAGAGAACCAGGGAUACUGCGACAAAUUUCAUGUGUGUCGCCUCCUGGAUGCAGACGGCCCCAUCGCCAGGCUCAAGAACUCUUUCCUUCAUUUGGAUGAUUUUGACGACUUGGGGGAGUGGAUGAAGGCUCAUUGGUGGGCUAUCCUGAUUGCUAUACUAGCGCUAUCUGGAGUGAUGGGCUGCACAGUCCUCCUGUGUGGCAGGACCCUGAACACUCGGAACCUGGAAUGAGCCUUACUGUCACUUCAAGGAAUAAACGUUGUUGAUGAAAAA
Molecule: messenger RNA, 2244 nt
Organism: Fundulus heteroclitus (mummichog)
Lineage: Eukaryota; Metazoa; Chordata; Actinopteri; Cyprinodontiformes; Fundulidae
Product: disintegrin and metalloproteinase domain-containing protein 10
Exons: 15
Coding region: 163-2202 (679 amino acids)
Biological process (GO): membrane protein ectodomain proteolysis; Notch signaling pathway
Cellular component (GO): plasma membrane
Molecular function (GO): metalloendopeptidase activity
Source: RefSeq, a predicted model, not a curated record